Messenger RNA from Parus major (Great Tit), 2367 nucleotides. It is a transcript of the gene MST1, whose product is annotated as macrophage stimulating 1. Lineage: Eukaryota; Metazoa; Chordata; Aves; Passeriformes; Paridae. The coding region runs from base 61 to 2292 and encodes 743 amino acids. The record is from RefSeq and is a predicted model, not a curated record. Gene Ontology annotation, biological process: proteolysis; regulation of receptor signaling pathway via JAK-STAT. Gene Ontology annotation, molecular function: serine-type endopeptidase activity; receptor tyrosine kinase binding. The transcript has 17 exons.
CAAAUAUUUGCUCGGGGCCGUCCCGGAGCUCCAGCGGCCCGGGGACGCGGGGCCGCCGCCAUGCAGCCCGUGCUGGGGGUCCUGCUCGCCCUGGCCGCGGCUCUGGGCUCAGGCCACCGUUCACCCCUCAAUGACUUCCAGCGCCUGAGAGCCACCGAGCUGCUGGCGGUGCCCGUGGACCCACCGCCACCGCUGCCGGAGCAGGGCACUGCGGAGCAGUGUGCCCAGCGCUGUGCCACCAGCCUGGCUUGCCGGGCUUUCCACCAUGAUCAGCAGAGCCAGUUGUGCCAGCUGCUGCCCUGGACCCAGCACUCACCCCACAUCCAGCUGCAGAAAAACAUCCGCUAUGACCUGUACCAGAAGAAAGACUACCUGCGGGACUGCAUCGUGGGCGAUGGCUCCAGCUACCGCGGCACACGGGCCACGACGGAGAAGGGGCUGCGCUGCCAGCAUUGGCAAGCCACGACACCACAUGACCACAGGUUUCUGCCAUCCCCUCGCAAUGGGCUGGAGGAGAAUUACUGCCGAAAUCCUGACCGGGACAAGCGGGGCCCGUGGUGCUACACUGUUGAUCCCAAUGUCCGACACCAGAGCUGUGGCAUAAAGAAGUGUGAGGAUGCUGUCUGCAUGACCUGCAAUGGGGAGGACUACCGUGGCACUGUGGACCACACCGAAUCAGGGACAGAGUGCCAGCGCUGGGACCUGCAGCACCCACACAAGCACCCCUACCACCCCAACAAGUACCCUGACAAGGGGCUAGAUGACAACUACUGCCGCAACCCUGACAGCUCUGAGCGGCCUUGGUGCUACACCACUGACCCCAGGCGGGAGCGUGAAUACUGCCACAUCCGCAUCUGCACAGAAAAACGCCCACGGCCUGUCAAUGUCACCAAUGGAUGCUUCAGGGGCAAGGGGGAAGGCUACCGUGGCCGUGUGAAUGUUACUGUGUCGGGGAUCCCCUGCCAGCGCUGGGACUCCCAGGUGCCCCAUAAGCACCACUUCAUGCCCAGCAAGUACCCAUGGACCUGCAGGAGAACUACUGCCGCAACCCUGAUGGAUCAGAGGCACCGUGGUGCUUCACUUCCCGCCCCACUGUCCGCAUUGCCUUCUGCUUCCACAUCCGCCGCUGCCCUGAUGAGCAGGAUGCCCAAGAGUGCUACCACGGCCACGGCAAGCACUACCACGGCCACGUCAGCAAGACACGGAAGGGAAUCACCUGCCAGCCCUGGGCUGCCCAGACACCCCACGUGCCCCAGAUCUCACCUGCCACACACCCUGAGGCACACCUGGAGGAGAACUACUGCCGCAACCCUGAUAAUGACAGCCAUGGCCCCUGGUGCUACACCAUGGACCCCCGCACCCCCUUUGACUAUUGUGCUAUCAAGCCCUGUUGUGAGCCCCUUCCCACAUCCCUGCAGAGCUAGAGGGGACCUUAGCCACACACAGGGUAGUUUUGGUCCCCUCAGGGUGGCUGGAUCAUGUGCCAGUGCCACCCCUCUGUUUUCUCUCUGCAGCUGGCAGCACGGUGCCCCCCAUCAUGGAGAAUAUGCAGUGACAUUUGAGCAGUGUGGCCAGCGGGACGAGAGGCUGCAGCAGAAGGGGCGCAUCGUUGGUGGCCAGCCCGGCAAUUCACCCUGGACUGUCAGCAUCCGCAACCGGGAGGGUGUGCACUUUUGCGGCGGAUCCCUGGUGAAGGAGCAGUGGGUGAUCAGCACUCGCCAGUGCUUUUCCUCCUGCAAUGCCGACCUGACGGGCUAUGAGGUGCAGCUGGGGACUCUCUUCAAGGACCCUGGCCCUGGGGACCCUGACCAACAGACCAUCCCCAUCGUGCGGAUCGUCUGUGGCCCCUCCGAGUCCCAGCUGGUGAUGCUGAAGCUGGCGAGGCCAGCUACUCUGACCAGGCGUGUGGCCCUGAUCUGCCUGCCCCCCGAGCGCUACGUUGUGCCUGCGGGCACUGUCUGUGAGAUCGCUGGCUGGGGGGAAACCAGAGGCACAGCAGAUGGCAGCGUGCUGAACGUGGCGCAGCUGCCAGUGCUGGCCCACAGCGAGUGCAAUAGGGCUCUGCGUGGGCGCCUGAAGGAGAGUGAGCUGUGCACUGCCCCGCUGCGUGCCGGCGUGGGUGCCUGUGAGGGUGAUUAUGGUGGACCUCUGGCUUGUCUCACCGCUGACUGCUGGGUGCUGGAGGGGGUGAUCACCCCCUCCCGUGUGUGUGCCCGCACUGAUCAGCCUGCCCUCUUCAUCCGUGUUUCCCUCUAUGUUGACUGGAUUGACAAGGUGAUGAAGAUGGGUUGAGCUGGCAUUCCCAGCCUGCCACAGCCACCACUGCACAAUAAAGGCACAGCCUUGGCCACAGGGGUCGGCACUGCA